ACACACACACAAACUAACACACUCAUCCAGCUAAUGCACCAGUGUGUCUUUGCUAGCUGGGCUUAUAUUUCACCGCUGAGAGGGGAGGGACCCCAGCCAAAAGGACCAUUACUCAGACAGAGAAAGAGAGGGAGACAGAUGUUGUAAUGAUGAGAGAGAAAGAGAGGCGGGGACAUGGCUGCAGGCGUACUGCGGCAGCAGCAGAGCGGCAUGACGUGAUAGAAGGUGAGAUUACAGACACAAACACACAUGUAUGCAGAGCAGCCUCACAAAAGUAGACAGACUGAGACUAAGCCAGACACCAGAAGAGUGGGAGAGGCUUCCUGUGUUUGAGGAAUGUUGAGGAAUUGUGAACCAAUGAGAGCACAGCAUCGAGGAUGCAACCGUGAUCCAGGAAAAAACACACCAUUGUUCCUGGGAAGCUGAAGAAGUGUGACGUCCCUCCACUUGCUGGCUGUCUUCCUACUCGGCCCUACGGCACAACGAAGAACUGGGAAUCCCAUUGACAAGCAAGGGCAGAAUGAGUGGGGGAGUCAAUGUGAAGUCAGCCCACCGUGGGCCUUCCUCAUCAGGAAUUCCUCUCCCCCGCAGCCUUGUGCCCAAUUCUCCGAAAACAGAUCCACGUCGCCAAACUCGUGAUUUGCAUAGGCCCUCAACACUGACCCCUCAACAUACCCCUACGCAUACACCCACCCACUCUCCAUCACUUCGCCCACGGAACACCAGCAUACCUGGGCUUUCCUCGCGGGAACACCAGAAAGAGAGAGGCCUAAAAAAUCAGCUCUACCAGCGGACUCACACGUCACAUUCGGCUUACAGCAGCCCGGUGGUCCAGCGCAGAGCCCCAUCACCACACUCCAAAGACUCGUUGGAUCUUCAAAAACUAGGUCAUGUCCAUUCACAGCCAGUGCAUGAUGGGAAUCAUAACAGAAGUGCAAUCAUUAAUAAGAACCAAGCCAACCACCUGCAUCCACCUUUCCGCUUCAGAGGAGGCGAAAACUCCAACACAACUCAGGAAGUGAGUCAAAACAUGUCAACAAGGGGAGGGAUUUCCGCUGAAAAGCCAGUCGAGUCCAGCAUUGGAAAAAACAGGAACAUUCAACCAGGUCCUGCUCAGUCAGGCUGCAAACACACUUUGAGAGGUCACAGCGGCUCCACAAGCCAGUCUGACGAGGAGAUGGGGACUCCUGAAGAAAGCAGCGCAGCCUCUUCCCCUGAUCCUCUUCCUCUUCCACUCAUCACAUUCACAAAGGCAGCAAUAUCCCGUGUUUAUGAACAGCAACCCCACCUGCCCAAAGAGUCUACAGACACACACAUAACCAGAGUCAACAUGGUGGCUGUGGCUCCAUUCAGUCACAGGCUAAGAAUACAGGAGAAUGAUUUCUCUCUGGAGGAACUAAGUGACUGUUCGUCUGGAUCUAUUGAAGUCUGCUGCGACGACCUAACAGGAGGAGGGAUGCUGGAGGCUAAUGUGGCUAACAUUAGCAUGACGGCUAAGCCCAGGGAGCUGGACCUAAGGUCUGCAGCCGUCUCCUGUCAGGAUACAUCAGCUCGGCCCAUGGCCUCCAGGAAGCCACAGGCAAAGCCCUCUGCAUUGCCUCAGGCACCUUCACGUCCUUCUGGGUCAGAGCUUAAGGUGUAUCGGCCCAACUCUGGAUCUAUCCCUAUACCAAUUCCUAAUCCAUCUGGGCUCCGCAAGCAGCGAUCGCUUGGCAACUUGUGUGUGCUCACUGAUGCUGAGAAGAAGCUGCACCUGUACCAAUCCCCUAGAUGGAAUGAUGAUGCAAGCCAACCAGGAGGAGGAACAAACAAACCUGGACAAACCAAGACAGGUCAAGCAGGUGGCGGGAAACCACCACUGUCUCGGACACUCUCAAAGUCAGAACAAUCCCUUUUUCAGAGUAAGCCCAAAUCUUUCAGCUCUCCAACUUCUACUUCAAAUUUGGGUAAGCCAAGUCGAAUCCCAGCCCCUGGUAAACCUCGAGGACCUUAUGCUGAAGUCAAGCCUAUAAGUAAGGCCUCUGAAGUAGGUCCAGCUACAGACUCUGCUGACCAACCUCUUAAAGCAAACUCCAAUGGAUCUGGGGGUGCUGGGACUAAUGGCAAGAAACCAGGGGACAAAGUUAAAUCUGGAGCUCAAUUAUCAGAAGAAAAGAAGGAGAAGAAAGGGACAGAUGGAGAGAAUGACAAGAGUUUUCUGAAGGUGGACCCUGAGUUAGUUGUGACAGUUCUAGGAGACCUAGAGCAGCUACUCUUCAGUCAGAUGCUGGAUCCAGAGUCUCAGAGGAAAAGGACGGUGCAAAAUGUGCUGGACCUUCGUCAGAACCUGGAAGAAACCAUGACCAGCCUAAGAGGGGUUCAGCUCAGCCACAGCUGUGCAGAGGGGACCAUCCACUAUGACAGUGAUGAAGCCGCUGCCUUCUCAAUCUCCAGCCUCUCCAAUCGCUCCUCUCCCCUCUCGUGGCGCCAUGGUCAAGCCAGCCCUCGUCUGCAGGCUGGUGACGCCCCAUCCACAGGUAGCGCUCCAUCAGACGUUCCCCUACGCAUCAGCCACAACUCACGUAUCCACCUCAUUGAAGACUUGGAGGAUUCAGAUCCGUCCCUCCUGAAGGUAGACUACCUCAGUGACAGCGAUCUUGGUGGGAAGAAUCCAAAUGAUGACUACGAAGACGACGGCGAUGAUGAUAUUGAUGACCUCGGGAAUGGUUGGGAUGAGAGCAGUUCCAUCAGCAGUGGCCUGAGUGACGGCUCAGACAACCUGAGCUCUGAAGAGUUCAACACAAGUCCCACCCUGAACUCUCUCCCCACCACUCCCAUUGGCUCACGCAGGAGCUCAACCAUGGUGAUGCGCACGGAUGCAGAGAAGAGAUCCCUGGUAGAGAGUGGACUGUCUUGGGAUUCUGAUGACAGCAAACCCAGGAGCAAAAGCCAAGGCGGUGGCUCUUUUGACACAGGAAGCUUGAAGUCUGAGUCGGCCAAGAAGUGGAAAGCAGAGAAGGGUGAACUAAAGAAACCGCAGACCCUGGGCCAGGGAAAUGGGUUGAAAAAAGGGAGAAACCCACCUGUGGGAGUCACCUCUCCAAUCACACAUACUUCCCAGAGUGCACUGAAAGUGGCAGGUACUGUGAGGUCAGAUGGAAAGCCCAUGGAUAAAUCUCGGCUGGCAGUGAAGGCUUCAGGACUUCAGCGUUCCUCCUCCGACGCUGGUAAAGACCAUCGAAAUGGCACUGUGGGUGGGGAACAGCGGAAACCCCCAUCUGGUCUCGUUAGGCCUUCAGCUGGUGGAAAUUUUGGCUUCAAGAAGCCCCCCACGUCCACCAGUGGCAGUGCAAACAACUCCAGUACUCCCACUGGCGGGAGUUCAGGCAUCAGCUCGGUGCCCAACAGCUCAGCAGCUGCGGGGAAGAUUCCAAAAACAUCUGGUAUUCCUGUUAAACCAUGUACAGGUGGUGGAGGACGUAAGACAAGCCUGGAUGUUUCAAACAGCGACCAAAGUGGCUUUUUGUCUUCAAAUGCCCGAACGUCUCUCCAGUAUCGCUCCCUGCCUCGUCCAGCAAAAACAAGCACCCUGACUUUAACUCGACCAAGCUCGGCACGCCCAGUGAGCACCACCAUGGACACUGGUUCUGGGCUAACCAAGCCUUCAGCAGCAUCAGUACAGGGUUCUAAGCUAAAAGAGCCUGGCUCAGGAUUGGGUUCCGGUAAGGCUGCAGGGCGUGGAAUUCCCAGUCCCAGUCCGGUCAAUCAAACUGACCGAGAGAAGGAAAAAGAGAGAGCCAAAGCUAAAGCUGUAGUAUCUGACUCAGAGUGUGGAAAUGGGCCUUUGAAGGGCAAUGCUGCUCAGACCCCUUCAGAGAAUGGAGGGAAGCCUUAUGGGCUGAGACCACCCAGCAGUCUUAAAAGCGUGGAUCUGUCUUCACCCAGCACACAGAGACUGUCUGGGGUACGCAGUUUGGCAAAACCUCCAUCCAUCUCACAACUAGACAAGCUUAACUCCAACGGCACAGAAGUGGAAGACCAAGAUGGCUUGCCUCCAAAGAUUCCUCCCUACUCUAAGCUUCAAGAACUUUCUAGCUCAACAGGAAUGUCAACCAGCCCUUGCCUGACCCCCAGCCCCGCACCGAUACUUAAUGUAAACUCCUCAGCUUGCUUUUCCGGUUCUGGCAUCGGCCUGGGACCUAGGCAGGUCACGUCCCUUGGCGAAGGUAGCACCUCACCCCUGCUCUACCCUCGCACAUCUGGGCUACAUCGCAGUUUGGAGUCAUUGCCCUUACAGAUGAGUCUGGCCCCAGAAAGCCAGGAGAGAGAUAAAGAUAGGGUGAGGGGACCACUGAGGAGAUGCACCACCACCUCAGAGUCUCAAAGCAAAGACACAGAGGUGGACAGAGACCCUCCUUCCAGCUGGAGUUCUGGAAGUAAAGUCUCACUCACUCUUAAAGACAGUUCUCAGAGAGACAGAAACACACUGCCAAAGAAAGGUUUAAGUUUCAGCAGUGCCUCUCAGCCUGAAGAGGAACUAAAGGAGAAAGGAGAGCGGAGACACUCACAUACUGUUCACAUUAUGAGUGACUCUCUCACCCUCCCCUUGUUGUCCUCGCCCACCUCCCUGCCUCGUACCUCUAAGACUAGCAUGGUACCCAGCCCUGUGGGCGGUCCCCCCAGGAUGACCCGGUCCAACAGCAUCCCCACACACGAUGCCUCCAUGGAGCUUUACAGUGCAUCGCCUCUGGGCAGCACGCUGUCCCUGGCUGAGCGUCCACGCAGCAUGGGGAUGGUUCGUUCUGGAUCCUUCAGGGACAGAGAGCCCAAUGAUGAAGUUCAUGGGUCUGUUCUCUCACUGGCCUCAAACGCCUCAUCGAGUUACUCUUCGGUGAGUGUGGGCAGCAUACAUAACCAGGCUGAGGAAAGGAUUCAAGGAGAGCAAAUCCGCAUGUUGAGGAGAGAGCUGGAGUCGUCACAGGAGAAGGUUUCCAAUCUGACCACUCAGCUUACAGCAAAUGCAAACCUGGUGGCUGCUUUCGAGCAAAGCUUGGCGCUGAUGACAUCUCGGUUGCAGAGUCUGUCUAUAAGCCACGAACAAAAGGAUUCAGAGCUAAUGGAGCUGCGGGAGACGAUCGAGGCUCUAAAGACCAGAAAUGAAGAGGCACAAGCUGUCAUCCACGGAGCAUUGAACAACCAAGACGUCAUCAAAGAUGUCCGCAUUCGGCGUCAGAACUCAUGUGAGAGUAUUUCCAGUCUGAACAGCUUGACCAGCAUGUCGAGUGUGGGCAGCCUGAAAGAUCAAGAGGCAAAGAAGAAGAAGAAGAAAAGCUGGGUGUUUGAGCUGAGGAGCUCCUUUAACAAGGCUUUCAGUAUUAAAAAAGGCUCCAAAACCUAUUCCGACAUUGAGGAGAUCACCACCCCUGACUCAUCAGCUCCCAACUCACCAAAGAUGGCUCAUGAGGGAGGAGAAGCGGGUGAGAAUCUCCCGUCAUCUUUGAGAACAUCAGCUUCUGCCACGUCUUCUGUGAUCAUGGAAACGGCAGAAGAGGGAGAAAAUGGCGAAAGAGCGGUAUCUGAGUUACGGUCGGAGCUUUGGGAGAAAGAGAGGAAGCUGACAGAUAUCCGACUGGAGGCUUUAAGUUCUGCACAUCAGCUGGAGCAGCUCAGAGAAGCCAUGAACAAUAUGCAGUCCACCGUGGACAAUCUAAAGGCAGAAAAUGACCACUUGAAAACAGGAAGUCAGUUCCCUGUCUCCGGCCCUGGUCCCACCUCCUCCACCUCUCAGCCAUCGGGCCUUGCUUCUCUCCUGGGGCCCUCAGUCAAUCAACCAACCAGCAUGUCCCUCACCAAAUCCUUCAGCCUCAGUCUGAAUGAUUGUAAAGCUCCAGAAUUGUCUUCUUGUGACCUGCUAAGUCUGUCUUCUCAACAUGAAGAGGUCCGUGCAAAAGUUCUGGUUUGCACUGGGGAUAAUAUAGAGGACAGGAAACAGAAACAAGAAUUCUAUCUAGGUUCAGUGAUGGUCAGUCCACGGAUGGACUGGACCUCCCUGGACUCCCUCAUUGCUAAGACCUUCCAAAACUACUUGAAUCAGGUGGACCCGACCGGAAGCCUGGGUUUGACCUGUGACUCUCUGCACAUGUACCAGCUGGACCAAGGGGUGCAGAGAGCUAUAGGGGGGGUCAGGCCCCAAGUCUCACCACAUCAAUCUCUUGGAAAUGGUCCCAGUCAAAUUUGUGUCACCUUGAAAGGUCUUAGAGAAAAAAGUGUGGACUCGCUGGUGUUUGAGACUCUGGUACCAAAGCCCAUGAUGCUGCAUUACAUCAGCUUGCUGAUGAAGCACAGACGUCUGGUUCUGUCUGGGCCGAGUGGGACGGGAAAGACCUAUCUGGCCCAGCAUCUGGCCCACUACCUCCUGCAGUGCAGCCAGAUUGACUCCUCCGACAGUGACCAUGAGUCUUGUGUCUUGGCCCGCAGUGCUGCAGUCACCUUCAACAUGCACCGUCAGUCACCAAAGGAUUUGCAGUUGUAUCUGUCAAAUCUGGCAAAUCAGAUUGACAGAGAGACCGUGGCAGAGCUGCCACUGGUUGUUAUCAUAGAUGAUAUCAGUGAUUCAGCGGCCAUCACUGAACUAGUAAACGGAGCACUUACCUGCAAGUAUCACAAAUGUCCUUACAUUAUCGGAACAACCAAUCAACCCAUGAAGAUGACAUCUAACCACGGACUGCACCUUAGCUUCAGGAUGGUUACGUUCUCCAAUAAUGUGGAACCAGCAAAUGGGUUCCUGCUGAGGUACUUGCACCGUAAAGCUGUGGAGACAUACCAGGAGGAAGAGCAGGAAUCCCCACAGCGGCAGGGACUUCUACGCGUCCUCGACUGGAUCCCUCAGCUCUGGUACCACCUCCACGCUUUCUUGGAAAAACACAGCACUUCAGACUUUCUCAUAGGUCCCUGCUUCUUCCUAUCUUGCCCAGUGUCAGUAAAAGAGUUCAGGCAGUGGUUCAUUGACCUGUGGAACCACUCCAUUAUACCAUACCUCCAAGAAGGAGCCAAAGAUGGCAUCAAGGUCCAUGGUCAGAAAGCCGUGUGGGAGGAUCCAGUGGAGUGGGUGAGAGGUACUCUCCCAUGGCCAAAUGCACAGCAAGACCAGGCCAGGCUCUUUCACCUCCCUCCUCCAAGUAUUGGGCUGCCCAGUGACGAGAAGAAGCCCUCCAAAGAUACACCUCCUCCCAGCACGCUGGAGUCAGACCCUCUGAUGGCCAUGUUGCUGAAACUCCAGGAAUCCGCCAACUAUAUUGAGUCUCCAGAGAGAGAAGGCUGUCUGGAUCCCAGCCUGCAGACUACACUCUGAGCUGGUGUAAACUGGGAUUAAACAAGAGUUUAAAGGACUCUAUGGUUAACAUGUUUUGUGCUCAGUGAGCAGCUUCAAAGCUAGUGUUAAAAAAAGGGUUUUGAAUUAAGGGUUUGCUCUGCCCUGUUUCAGGAGGACUGGGAAGACAAACUGACAAAAUGAUGAUUCUUUCUCUUGCCUCAGUUUUUCCCAUAUGGUUUUUUUUUUCUUGUUUAAUCUGCAAGUGCAUGGUGAAAGGAAAUGUAUGACGCAAAAUAUUACAGUAACCCUAAAAAUGUCCCAUGUUUCCCUUUUUUUGUUCUUUUUUUAAUAGCUACUGGUGCUCACAGGUUUUUGUUGAAGGCAGGCACUUCAUUUCAGCUGAUUGUGUUAUCGGCUCCCAAUGAGUUGGACCAUCACUGGACAGCAGCCAAAAUGCACUUUAUUUUCUACUUUUGAAAAUGGAAUUUUAGAGCGCAUAGUCAGUGAAUGUGUCGAAAUGGAGGGGGUGCCGGCAUAACUUAAAAGUGCAGUUUAUGAGGAAAUCCAGCAGGUGGCAGCAUCUACUGGGCCCUGUCUCAUUGUUUGAGUGGUUUGUCCUGAUAAGGUGCUCACUAGGUUAUGAGAAAUGUAAAACACACAUUUUUGAACAUGGCCUUGAAUGUUAAUUUUGUUGUUUACUGUAGAUCAGUUUGCCAAGGUGUGCAGCUCUAAGAGGAACAUGCAUGGAUGACUAUCAACUAGACUCUGCAAAGCCUCACUGGUCUUAGUUAACUAAUUUCUUUUCUGCAGAAAUAAAACACAGAUACAAUAGCAGCUUGUUGAUCAAGUCUACUGUCUCUGACUAUGAUUGCUUGCAUUGGUGGGUUGUGUUGGCUGCUCUCUUAUUUUGUGGUCACAAUAGCAAGUCAUUAAAAACUUGUGCACAGACUUGGCAGAGUUUUUACGCUGGAUAUCCUUCUAGCCUCCGUCAUCCGUAUCAAAGAUGCGGACUAAAGGAACCUAUGUUCUGCUCAGAUCACCUUUUAAACACAUAGAUGUGUUGUAAAAAAAUAAAACUUAAGAUGCUGAUUUUGUAGGAUUUUGUACUCUAGUCACCUUCAUCCAUCACCUCAACAGAUAACAUGCAUUUCAGCAUGGGAGCUAUAUAAGGCAGGGUACUCUGUGUUUACAGUGUACCCUGCCUGGCGAAGAUGCAUUUCAACAAAAUGACAUCAUGAAUAAUUUACUUCCUCUUUGCUCUUUAAAUCACAAGAUCUUUCUUCUCCAAACAUAAAGAAAGCCUUUAUUAACACAUUAAGUUAUUUUUCAACUAAAACCCUUUUCCCUAUUUUUUUUUCUUUUUGCACAAAAUAUUUGUUAAAAAUAAGAAACAGUAUUUAUUGCUCCUAUCUGACUGUUAUGUGAUAAAGGGAGGUGAAGAUAGAGGAAACUGCUGGUAAUGGAGAACUCGGUGCACCCCACCUCAACCCUAAUGUACCUCAGACUGCCAUAUUCUAUUAAGAUGUUCCUCUGCUUUUGUUUGAAGGUAUAAAAGUAAAAUCCUGAUGCCUAAGUCUAUCUGUGCCUGAAACCCAGUUUGGCCUAAAGCUGCUGUCAAGCUGCUUGCUCCCACCUGGAGGCCUCGAUUUGGAGGAGACAUUCUCUCACCUACUCUGAUGUCACUUUAUAAAGCGGUGACCUGGUGUUUGGGUUCUAAUCAACUGGACCUGGAUGAGCUUUUUUGCAAAUGUGAUACAUGUCAGAAUUUAAGAAUGUGCAUCACGUAUGGGCUGUUAGUGUGCAAUUGGACAGUUUUGAUCUCAAGGCUGAGAGAUUUCGGGCGAGCAGUAAGAUGUCCAAAUAUUCCUUUCAUGUAUUGGACCUACAGUACCACACUUUAACCGUAUCAGAGCGAAGAUCUUUUAAUGACUGGGACUCUUCCUCUUUUUGUUUUUGUGUUUUUUUUUAAAACAGAAUCAUGUUUUUCUUUUUGUUUUCUUUUCUUAUAUUUGUAAAAAUGUUCUCUCUUUUGUACAUGAAUGACAUUACUAUUGUAAACCUUGUACAUAGCCACUGCAUCUGCGACUACAAUCACUGAAGCGAAAAGAGAGAUCAAAGAAGAGCUUUGCCCGUUGAUGCAGAAAAAAAAGGACGUCCUGUGAUUUUUAUUGUCUUCCUCCUGCAGGAAGAUGCACUUGGAUUAAAAGUGGACUUCAUGAAAUGUCAUGUCUCAAUAAUCUCAUCAAAUUCCAUAUGUCUAACUUUAAGCACUGGACAUAAUAAAGUCAUGCCAUU
Messenger RNA from Cyprinodon variegatus (sheepshead minnow), 9586 nucleotides. Its product is annotated as neuron navigator 1-like. The coding region runs from base 521 to 7330 and encodes 2269 amino acids. Gene Ontology annotation, biological process: nervous system development; microtubule bundle formation; neuron migration. The record is from RefSeq and is a predicted model, not a curated record. Gene Ontology annotation, cellular component: microtubule cytoskeleton; axon initial segment. Gene Ontology annotation, molecular function: ATP binding; ATP hydrolysis activity. The transcript has 34 exons. Lineage: Eukaryota; Metazoa; Chordata; Actinopteri; Cyprinodontiformes; Cyprinodontidae.